AUGUCUUCUAUCCUUCGCCUCACUGUACGAUUUACAACCUCCACUCCAGACCUCCUCGUCGAUAUCCUUGCGCCAGAAGAAACAUCGAUCAUUGCGCUGAAGCACCUUGUCCGAUCGCGUCUCGAACCUCCCACCUCCAAUUAUCGAUUUCGAUUCAUUCAUAGCGGGAAACUGCUGAAAGAUGACGAUAUUCUAUCCGAAGUGAUCAAAAUACCAGCUCCUCCAUCUAGACUUCCAGAUCCGAAGGGCAAAGGGAAGGCAGUGGAACCUCCGCCAAACAGAGUCUACAUCAAUUGCUCCAUAGGCGAUGUUCUCACAUUUGAGGAGCUUUCGGCCGAAGCUAUCGCAGCGAAAAACCCAGUGAAGAAAGAAAGGAAAGGGGAAAAGGGAAGUUCUAAAGGUGGAAGUCCAACACGGCCAACCGUGACAACAACACCUGCCGUUCGCGGCUUCGACCGAUUGCUCUCAGGCGGCUUCACGCCUGCCGAAGUAAAUCAGCUUCGACUACAAUUCCUCUCUAUACAGUCCAGCAUACACACGCCCGACACCAUGCCAUCACCUACCACAUUGCGACGGAUGGAAGAUGCCUGGAUCGAUGAUAAUGCGGGCACUACAGGGGCUGGGGCGGGCGGUGGUGCUUUCGAUUUUGGAAAUGAUGAUCUGGGAGGCGGCGGGCUAGAUGAUCUGUUAUGGGGUUGUGUCAUGGGGUUUUUAUGGCCCCUGGGGUGCGUGGGGUGGACGAUUCAACAGGAAGGUAUCUGGUCGCCUAGGCGAAAACUUGCCGUGGUCGUAGGCUUCAUGUUCAGCCUUACUUUUGGGAUGUUGAGGGUUAUUUCAUGA
This is a messenger RNA of Hymenoscyphus albidus, 840 nucleotides long. Lineage: Eukaryota; Fungi; Ascomycota; Leotiomycetes; Helotiales; Helotiaceae. The record is from the annotation of a GenBank genome assembly.